Etheostoma spectabile (orangethroat darter) is the source of this 2248-nucleotide messenger RNA. RefSeq names its product La ribonucleoprotein 7, transcriptional regulator (gene larp7). NCBI's taxonomy places the organism in Eukaryota, Metazoa, Chordata, Actinopteri, Perciformes, Percidae. Gene Ontology annotation, molecular function: RNA binding. The transcript is spliced from 13 exons. The record is from RefSeq and is a predicted model, not a curated record. Gene Ontology annotation, biological process: RNA processing. Gene Ontology annotation, cellular component: ribonucleoprotein complex; nucleus. Bases 167 to 1837 code for a protein of 556 amino acids.
AAUUUACCGGAAGCAGUUUAAUCCGCUUGCCCUGAUGUGACGUAGUCAUUCUGCGACAUCUCACUGAACGAAGUAAUGCCGUUUGCAUGAAGUUAGCCAGCAAGCUAACUCGUUUUCUGCUCAAAAUAGAGCGUUUCAUCGUCUCAAACCUGUCCCGGCCCCAAAGAUGAUUGACACCGAGCGGGGAGCGGAUGACGCCGGCCCGGCAGAAACCAGCGGUAAGAACAAGGAGACGGAAAAGAAGAAGAGGUCCCGUGUCAAGCAGCUGCUGGGCGACGUCAAGAAGCAGGUGGAGUUCUGGUUCGGAGACGUCAACCUUCACAAGGACCGCUUUCUCAAAAAAGUCAUCGACGAGUCAGAGGACGGAUAUGUCGAUAUAUCGGUGUUGGCGAGCUUCAAUCGAAUGAAGAGGCUGACGAGUGACACCAAGCUGAUCGCCAGAGCGCUGAAAAGUUCAUCUGUAGUUGAGGUCAACCUCGAGGGAAAUAAAGUAAGGCGUCAGCUUCCGAUUGGAGAAGUCCCGAAGGACGUCGACAGCCGCACGGUCUACGUGGAACUUUUGCCCAAGGAUGUGACUCACGGCUGGAUAGAGAAAGUCUUCACGAAAUGCGGGAACGUGGUUUAUGUCAGCAUCCCGAGAUACAGGUCUACCGGCGACACCAAGGGGUUCGCCUUUGUGGAGUUUGAGACGGAGAAACAAGCCCAGAAAGCCAUAGAGAUGCUCAACAACCCCCCUGAAGAUGCUCCCAGGAAGCCGGGGGUUUUCCCCAAGACGAAAAGUAGGAAGCCCAUCCCUCUGCCAGCUGACAAUCCGCCAUCAGGUGAAGAAGAGGAGAAGAGAAAGCGAAAGAAGAAGAAAAAGAAAGAAGGCGCCCCAGCGCCGCCUCCUGCUGGAGAAGCCAAAGAGCAGGCGGUGGAGGCAGAGCCGUCGGCGCAGAAGGGGAAGCCCUCGGGGGUCGUCGGCGCACAGAAGACACCGGACAAACCUUCGGAAAAGAAGAGACGGCGGUCGCAGACGGCAGAGGGAUCUGAGGGGGAAGUACCCUCUAAGAUGAGGAAGACGAGUGAAAGUGAAGCUGGAGAGAAGAAAGAUGGGAUAAAGACUGAUCCACCAGCUAAAAGUGACCCAGACAGACGGGUUGAGGAAGGGAAAGAAAACCGAGAUGACUCAACGGUGAAAGCAAAGAGGAAGAGAAAGAAGAAACACAAGGAGAAACUGAAAAUCGGGGAAGAAGUCAUCCCACUCCGGGUUCUGUCAAAGAAAGAGUGGCUGGAGUUGAAGGAUGAGUAUCUGACCUUGCAGAAGUGCAGCAUGAAGACCCUGAAGAAGUGCAUCAACGAGAUCGAUCACAAGAAGCACAGGAGUCCAAUGGAGACAGACGAUGAGCCUCGAGACGGAAAUGUUGAGAAGAGUGACAAAGCGUCUAACCCAGGCCCUCAGUUCACCAGUGGGGUCAUCAUGAAGAUUACAGACAGCAAGCCGCUACCAGGGAGGAAGAUCCUGAAGGACGCUUUGUGCAAAAUCUCCCCGGUGGCGUACGUUGACACUUUGGACGGAGACGCCGAGGGUCACAUCCGCUUCCACACCCCGGAGGACGCUCGAGCCGUUAGCGACGCCAGAGCGGAGCUACAGAAGGAGCACAGCUGGAGGCUGGAGAUCCUCACAGGGGACCAUGAACAAAGGUACUGGCAGAAGAUCUUAGUGGACCGCCAAGUCAAGCUGAACCGUCCCAGGGAGAAGAAGCGGGGUACAGAGAAGCUCAUAUCCAAAGCUGAAAAAAUCAUCCUUGCCCGGGCCAAGGAGGCUCAUAAACACAUCCGGUUCCAAGAAGACUGACCGCUGCUGAAGCUCAUCAGUGUUUGACAACCGUACAUGUGUAACUAUGUGGACUUUACAUGAUGAAGAUGAUGAUGAUGAUGAUGAUGAUGAUGAAUGCAUACUUAACUGGAGGAGAACUGAAUGAAAACUCGGAACAAGUGUAAACUAUUUACCACGUCUUCUAAUUCUCUGUUUGCACUGUGGCGCCCGAGACAAUGUGGAGUGCCGCUACGCGUAUAGACCGUUUGGCAACAUCUUUUUAAUUGAUAACUUUUUUUUUUUUUUUUUUUAAAGCUCCUGUAUAUGAUGUAAAUAUGAUGAUCUGACAGUUCUCCCAGUUAAGAAGUGGACAAGUCACGGCAUUUCCCUUUUUAAGGAUAUUUGCCCCAUUUUUUUUUUUUUUUUUUUUAAUAAAAAUGUUUCAUUUGA